AUGGCUCGAACUUACAACUUUCUCGUGGGCACGUUCGACACCCCUGAGCUCUACACGCUGAAAUUCACACCUCCCUCGUCGACCUCGGAAGGCAAACUCCAGGUCGUUCACUGCACCUCUGCCAUCGGGUCACACUCCUGGCUUCAUCUGUCUCCCGUUAAGCAAGACGGAACCCGCAACCUCUACGCUACGGCAUGGACAGAACCCCCCUCUGUGGUCGCUUAUACCGUCAAGUCCCCAGCAGAUAUCCAGCUUCUCAACAGUGCCCCAACCCGAUCCCGUAGUGGGUACGUCACAGCGAGUGAUGUAGCCCUAUAUUCGGCCGGAGGAGCAACCGGAGAGGUCUUUCGCCUGGAUCCCAAGAGCGGCAGUAUCAUCGCGCCGCUCGACUCUGGUGAUGCUCAAACGAAUGGGGUCGUCCAGGGCGAGAGAUCCUCCGCAAUCAAACCGCUGCAAGUCCUCUCUUUCGUGGGUCAAAGUGACGCGCAGCGUGAUGAUGGCAGUGUCAUGGACUUUGGAGGACUUCGCCACGGAGCUCACUCUGCCGACCUCUCGCCGGAUGGCCGAGCCCUCUACGUGGCUGACAUCGGUCGAGAGUGUAUCUGGACAUACUCGGUCGAUCCUGAGACGGGGAAACUCACGCUGGGAGAAAAGCACAACACGCCUCGAUGUGGUGACGGACCGCGACACGUCUGGCCCCACCCGAGCGGGAAGUUCGUCUAUUGCGUGCAAGAACACUCGAGCUUCGUGGACGUUUUCUCCACCUCCGACGACGGCGUGUAUCUCAAGCAUGAACAAGGCUUCCGAAUCAUUCCAGAUGGACAAAACGCGCAGGAAUACUGGGCUGACGAGGUCCGGACGAGUUUAUCGUCGGGAGACAAACCUGAGUACUUGUACACCAGUGUACGGGGACUCGAAACCGGCGUGAAGGGAUAUGUCGCAGUGUACAAGUUGACCGGCGAAGGCAAGGUUGACGAUUCAAUCCCUCCUCAUCACACCAGCAGAUCGAUAGGCAAGAAAGUCCAACUGGACGACAAAGAUCAAGGCUGGAAUGGCUUGCUCUAUAUGUGGGAGACACCCACAAGUGGCGGCUGGGCGAAUGCCAUCCAACCCGGACCAACCGUUGGUGGAGUGGAGUAUCUGGCGAUGACAGAUAGUGAGGAAGGAUUUGUGUUUGUUCUGAGCUGGAAUGGCAUCGAGAUGAAAGAGGUUGCGAGAACGAAGCUGCAUGCCGGAGCGGGAGCUGCGACCGCAGUGUGGCUGUGA
Molecule: messenger RNA, 1266 nt
Organism: Fonsecaea erecta
Lineage: Eukaryota; Fungi; Ascomycota; Eurotiomycetes; Chaetothyriales; Herpotrichiellaceae
Exons: 1
Coding region: 1-1266 (421 amino acids)
Molecular function (GO): 6-phosphogluconolactonase activity; protein binding
Source: RefSeq, a predicted model, not a curated record